AUGAUGGAUGACGAUGUUGCAAUACAUAUAGACUUUAACUUGAAGGUUUCGACCGAAUAUAUCACGGUGACGAAGAACAUCGUGCACAGGUUCUUCUACUGCACUAGAUACAUGCCAAAGUGCGAAGAGCCGUUCAAGGUCGGAAGAAUAUAUGGCCCUUCAAUAGAAUAUUAUAAGGAAAACUUAGAUCUGGAUGAAGUGGUCGCCAUCAGCAUCUUCACGGCAAGCGGAGAUGACAGGCCGUUUGUGAUGUGCAUAGAGAAGCAGGAGGGGAGGAGAACGUUCUACGCAAUGUACAGCAAAAACAGCAUCUCGUGGACGCCAAUUUCGGAGUUGAAUGAAAUCGACGAUGAGAUGCAGGAAAAACUGCUCUUGACUGCGCUGAAGGACGCCUACAGGCUGUACCACGAGUCUGUCCUGAGGGUGGACCACAAGAAGCUGGUGAAUCUAACGACGUAUUACGGGGACAUAAAGUACGACAUCAUACCUGAGAUUUACUACUGCCUGGGCUACGACAGGUACUGCUUCAGGCCGAGCAGACCGCACUCUCUGAAGACAGUCGCUUUAGACGAAGUGAACUUGAAAUUUGACCAGAGCCUAAGCUUCGUAAAUGAGAUCUACGUAUACUACGCGCGGACGGACGAGACGACGCCGCUGCUGAUAGAGACCAAGGACUAUGAAAUCGGAAACGCAUUCCCACUAUAUAACUAUUACACGGCCGCAUCCAUAAACGAUGACAGGUGGGUCGGAGUUGAGUGCGGAACGAACUUGGCGUCCCCGAAGUGUAAGUCCGACAUAAAACGAAUUCUAGACUCUGUGGCAGAUGUGUAUAGAUCAUAUGCAGUCACUAUUAACCUUGAACAGCAUCAGUACACCGGGUACGCCCUUUUUCCCAUUAAGCUUGGGGACCUCUAUUUCAAGUUUGAACACCAAAUAGGCUCUUUCUACGGUUACAACUCGUAUCUUCCUCAAGUGGCUGAUUGUGCGCUGAUUGACAAAAUCUCCAUAGACGACGAGGAUCAAGCUGUAGACAUCCAAAGCAGAGAGGUGGUAAUGUUUUACACCUUCUACCGGCUGUACAACAGGUCGAAGCUGUUGUUGAUGUGCUUCAAGUUGUUCAGGGCCAGCCACACCAAUCAGAGCAACGCAGUUUGGUUCAGGCGUGACUACGUUGACGAAACCAAGUGGGUUUCUUUCGAGUUUGACGCUGAUCCUGAAAAGGACCACAAGCUUAUAGACCAUAAAAUCGCCAGUUUGUAUGAAUCCAGGUUUCCAUCACUUGAUUUUUCGGAAGUGCCUCUAUAUUUAUUUCUCAUUUUAAUUGGGUUGUUCAUUGGUUUAUGGACCGGAACCAGUUUUUCCAAGAGUGUCAUUCGCAGGUUUUUGAGAUACUCCGGAUUGUUUAGAGAUCACGCUAAUUAA
Theileria orientalis strain Shintoku is the source of this 1422-nucleotide messenger RNA. RefSeq lists its product as hypothetical. The record is from RefSeq and is a predicted model, not a curated record. Bases 1 to 1422 code for a protein of 473 amino acids. Lineage: Eukaryota; Apicomplexa; Aconoidasida; Piroplasmida; Theileriidae. The transcript has a single exon.